UUUAUACGCGGGUGAUGUUUAAAUGUCACAAUAAUUUGAAGGAAUAUUUUUUUUUAAUUUUCCACAAUAAAUUUUUGAUGAAUUAAUUGCAUGUGUUAAAACAUGUCUGAGAAAAAAGCUGCUUUAGAUACGAUGGCAUCAAGAAAAUUAAAAAUACUUGCAUUACACGGUUAUCGGCAAAGCGGUGAAAUAUUUCGUAUCAAAACUGGUUCAUUCCGAAAAUUAGUGAAAAAUUUAGCAGAUUUUACUUAUAUAACAGCACCACAUAAAGUUUUAAAUUUAAUUACGAACGAUGGAAGUGAACCCGCUGAUGAAACUGCUGAUAACGGUUAUAGUUGGUGGUUUAAUCGUGAUGAUUUAACAUUCAAAGGAUCCAGAGAAGGUGGUCCAGCAAUCGGAUUCCAAGAAAGUGUUGAAUAUGUUGAAAGUGUUUUUAAGGAACAUGGUCCAUUCGAUGGAAUUCUAGGGUUCUCACAAGGUGCUUCGUUUGCUAGCUUAUUAUGUUAUUUAGUCUCUAAAAAUCUAACACCAAUAAAUUUCCAUUUUGCAAUAUUAGCAUCCGGUUUUAAAUCUGGAAGUAUUCCACAUAUGAAAUAUUAUGGACAGCCAAUUUGUAUUCCAUCUUUGCAUAUAUUUGGUGAAAAUGAUCAAAUUAUUCCAAAAGAGAUGAGUUUAACAUUAAAAAAAGAAUUUGUAAGUGAUGAAUUCGAUCCGAUUGAAGUAUUACAUGACGGAGGACAUUUCUUACCAGCCAACAGUAUUUUAAAACCAGCUUAUAUCAAAUUCUUAAAAUUAAUGUUACUACAAAUACAAGAAAAGGACAAGCAAUCAUUCUCAACCUCACCUGCAAAUUCUUUAUAAUAAUUAGACAACCGACUAGCAAUAUGUUGAUAAUAGUCUAAGAGUUGGUAUAAGGUCGACCUUCACCCAUCUGAUAACCAGAUAAGACAUAUUUUUUAUUAAAUUUUAUUGAUUUA
Messenger RNA from Chrysoperla carnea, 977 nucleotides. Its product is annotated as esterase GA18864. The transcript has 4 exons. Gene Ontology annotation, biological process: response to retinoic acid. Gene Ontology annotation, cellular component: cytoplasm; nucleus. NCBI's taxonomy places the organism in Eukaryota, Metazoa, Arthropoda, Insecta, Neuroptera, Chrysopidae. The record is from RefSeq and is a predicted model, not a curated record. Bases 103 to 861 code for a protein of 252 amino acids.